Daucus carota subsp. sativus is the source of this 1565-nucleotide messenger RNA. RefSeq lists its product as uncharacterized. The record is from RefSeq and is a predicted model, not a curated record. The coding region runs from base 153 to 1349 and encodes 398 amino acids. The transcript is spliced from 5 exons. Gene Ontology annotation, biological process: regulation of flower development. Gene Ontology annotation, cellular component: nucleus. Gene Ontology annotation, molecular function: protein binding; DNA-binding transcription factor activity. Lineage: Eukaryota; Viridiplantae; Streptophyta; Magnoliopsida; Apiales; Apiaceae.
AAAUUCGCAAAUAGCUUCUCUUCCUCCGGUGGUUCCACUCAUAUAAUUACACUGAACCUCACUAUCAGAACAAAGUGUAACAGCAACACCUAGAGAUUGUAACAUUUAUAUACUGGAUUUAUCUGUUUAUAUUUUUGAAGGGCAGGGGAAAAAUGUUGCAGGAGGACCCAAUGCAUCCUCGCGGACAAUCACAAAAUGAAGAGAUUUCAAGUCCGCUAACUGCUCAAAUCAUGGAGUUCUGUGAAUCUGGAUUAUUCCCAGAAACCUUACAAAACUCUGAAGUUGUUUCUACUUCAAACACCUACUAUGAGGACCAGUCUUCUUAUACCAGUAAUCUUUCCUAUAAUACUCCUGAAGUAAACAAACUUUCUAGUGGCAUAGUUACUAAUGACAGCAUAAAAACAACUGAACCUCUACCUUCAAACACUAGUAGCAACCUCUCUAUGAUCUUUUCUUCUGCAGAAGAGCUAGACAAAGAUGUCUCAGGCUCAACAGACCUCUUUUCUACCCCGUUCUCUGUUCCUAAUUUUGAAGAUGGCCAACAGGAGCAGUAUGAUCUCUCGUUGCUGCAAAAGCACGUUGGAGUAACAGAAUAUGGUUUUGAAACAGCAACAUAUCAAAAUGCACCUGAUACUGCUGUCCCUCCUCCUCUGAUGGGGCCUCCACUAGGACCACUACCCUCACUUCAUGUAGAAAAUUGCUUGUCCUCUCUUCCUUCUUACAUGCCUUUGAAUCCUUUGCCGGCCCCUACCUGUUCUGUCCUUGAUCCCGAACUUCUCUCAAGCAAUCUCAAUGCUGCUUUACCUAAUCGAAAGUCUGAAAAUUUUAGGGGAAAUUUUUUCAUGAACAAUAAUCUGCAACUUCAAGAGCAAGAUGACGAGGUAGAUAUUGGUGGAAUCUUCGGUUCAGAUCCUCUUCCACAGCUUUAUAACACUGACCUUCAGAAUAAUAUGGUAGAUGGGAGCGUGAACUUUACUCCUCUUCCAACUGAGAUCACUAGCUUGGAGGAUCCUACAUACAAGGCCAGCAAACUCUCAGCUGAAGAAAAGAAAGAAAAAAUUCAUAGGUACUUGAAGAAAAGGAAUGAAAGAAACUUCAGCAAGAAAAUUAAGUAUGCAUGUCGGAAAAGUCUAGCAGAUAGCAGGCUCAGAGUUAGAGGAAGGUUUGUAAGAAAUGGUAAUUUUGGAGAUGGCGCUAGAACAACUUGUAGCAGCCAUGAAGAGGACACUUAUAAUGAUGGUAUGGUGAAGGAUGAAGAAGACAUUGUUGAUUCUUCGGACAUCUUUGCUCAAGUUAGCAGUGUCAACACUUAUACAUGCAACUACUCAACAAUAGAAUCUUGGAUUUGAUAAUUGGAACCAGAUGAAGAAUUUUAAUUAUAUUGCUCAGGGCCCCUUAUAUAGCAGGAUAAGGAUAAAUAACAGGGGUGAUACUAUAGUUCUUUGUGAUUCAUAAUCUGCGGAAUUACUUCCAUAACAGUCUAUCAUUGUAACUACUACUAGCAAAUGAAUAACAAUGUAGUUCAGGUAUAUACAACUAUCUAUCAUCUGUUUAAUCUUUUGACU